AUGCGCCACGAUAAGCACCGUGCUAACAGCCCCCAGAGCAAGCACAUUGUCAGCGUCUUCAAGGAGGCCAAGGCCGCCUACCGCGAGCGCAAGGCAGAGAUCAAGGCCGAGAAGGAGGCUGCCUACCAGCUGAAGAAGCUGAACGAGGGCGUCAAGGCCGUGCGCAUCGACGACGAUGUCCAGUCGCGUGCAUCGUCGCAUCGCUCCAAGAAGACGACAGCCACGCGCUCCAAGAGCCACAAACCCUCCAGCCGCGUGAGGCCCGGCAUAGAGCGGGGCUAUACCGACAGCUUCUAUGCCAACGACAGCCCGCGCACGAGCAAGCACCGCUUCGAGGAUGACCUCGCAGGAAACGCACAGGAUGCGCACAGGAUGGAGAUUGUUCGGAGAAACUCGGACCAGGCCGUCCAGAAGUCGAGCAGACCAGAGCCGCGUCGCAAGUCAGAGGGCUACAUAGACAUGGACCUCGCAUAUGGCGACAUCCCGCCUCCACUUCCCGCGAAGAAGUACGACGACGGCGAGUUGAAGGAGAAGGCAUCCAAGAUCACCAUGUUGCUGGACGAGGCCAACUGCCUGCAGUACUCCGUCACCCAGACCAUCGAGAACCUGCAGAAGAACCCAGAGGCACUGGCCGCCGUCUCACUGACACUUGCUGAGAUCAGCGCCAUCGUUGGCAAGAUGGGACCCGGAGUUCUUCUGACCCUCAAGGGCAGCUUCCCCGCCGUCGCUGCCCUCCUCCUCAGCCCACAGUUUAUGAUUGCUGGAGGUGUUGCUGUUGGUGUGACCAUCGUUGCCCUUGGUGGCUACAAAAUCAUCAAGAAGAUCCAGGCCGACAGCGCCGAGAAGGUAGCAGCACCCGUGGAAAUCCCGAUGGCGCCCAUGCGUGCCAGGGUUGACUCGGGCGCCGACCUGGACCAACUGGACGAACUCGAGCCCGCCGAGCUCAGCCGCGUCGAGCUGUGGCGUCGUGGCAUCGCAGACGUCGAGGCUCAGAGUGUCGGUACCUCUAUUGACGGAGAGUUUGUCACCCCCGGCGCAUCAAGACAGCUCAUCGCCGCUGGUGUCCUGGACGAAGACGACCUCAAGUCUCGCCGCAGCGCCAGAAGCCGAGUGAGCCGCGCCGACAGCGAACGCCGUCCCAAGUCGACCCACAAGGCCAAGUCUGAGAAGAGUGUCAAGACAACCAAGACUUCUGAUACCCGAAGAAGCAAGACCGUCAAAGAGACCAGCACCAAGAAGAAGGAGAAGGAACCCUCUGGUCUGAAGAUGCUGUUCCGCGCGCACACUCACGCAUAG
This is a messenger RNA of Parastagonospora nodorum SN15, 1296 nucleotides long. RefSeq lists its product as hypothetical. The transcript has a single exon. Bases 1 to 1296 code for a protein of 431 amino acids. The record is from RefSeq and is a predicted model, not a curated record. NCBI's taxonomy places the organism in Eukaryota, Fungi, Ascomycota, Dothideomycetes, Pleosporales, Phaeosphaeriaceae.